AUGGACAGCAAUUUUGUACCACAAAAAGCGAAACAAUUAUUAUUAAAGAAUUUUGGUAGUAGCCAGGAUAUUGACAAAUUUCAAACAGAAGUAACUGAUUUUUACCGACGAUGCAUUCCAUACAUUGAAUUGUGGGAAGACAGUUUCGGAGGAGCCGACAUUUAUUUAAUGGAUUGGACUGAAUCACGUAUUGAAUGGGACGAAAUCGAAGGAUCUGCUGAAAUUAUAAACAAAAUACAUGCUUCGGACGAUCGACAAAAUAUUAAUACUGACAACCUUUUUGACGAGCUGUCACUUACGAAAGUUUUUAUAGCAUCAAAGAAUGAUGAAUGGAAUUCCACGACGAUACAAAUUGAUUAUGUUGACAAAUGGGUUCUACUAUUUACAGAAAUAUAUUAUUUAUAG
Messenger RNA from Diabrotica balteata, 405 nucleotides. The record is from the annotation of a GenBank genome assembly. NCBI's taxonomy places the organism in Eukaryota, Metazoa, Arthropoda, Insecta, Coleoptera, Chrysomelidae.